This is a messenger RNA of Penicillium daleae, 726 nucleotides long. RefSeq lists its product as uncharacterized. The record is from RefSeq and is a predicted model, not a curated record. Lineage: Eukaryota; Fungi; Ascomycota; Eurotiomycetes; Eurotiales; Aspergillaceae. The transcript is spliced from 2 exons. The coding region runs from base 1 to 726 and encodes 241 amino acids.
AUGGAGCAAAACAUAGCGCACCUCUCCUCAAAGGAGGCUGAUCUCGUCAACACUCUGCUCAAAUUUCUUAGUUUCCUUACCUCCCCAAUUGUUGAUAUCUACGUUGGCGAAGGCGACAAGCAGACCAAGCUAUCCGCUCACCAGGGCCUGCUCCUGGAUUCCCCAUUUCUGUCCGAAUUUGUGGACAAAUUCGAGUCCUCAGGCGAGCGCCGUAUCGAUCUCCCAGACGAAGACGUAGACGCCUUUGGAUGUUUCCUGCAGUUCGAGUACACUCGAGAUUACACGGUUACACAACUAGGGACCCCCUCCGCCUCCGAGGAGCCAGAGGGAGCGACCGAUAAGACUGGAGAAGAACUACUCCGCCAUGCGCGCAUCUACACAUUGGCAGAGAAGCUGGGCCUGCCACAACUGAAGAACCUUGCACAUACCAAGAUCCACCGCGUCAACGGUACUCCUCGCGGCGAGCUGUCCUAUGCUCGCUAUGUGUACACGCACACAUCCCCUGAUGACACAACAAUCCGUAAGCCCGUUGCCUCGUAUUGGGCCUCUCGUGGUCAUCUGCUGCGACACAAUGUUCAAGCGGACUGGGACAACAUGUGCCUCGAAGUCCCUGAAUUCACAUCCGACGUUCUCAAAAUUCUCAUGGACCGUAAGGAGAAGUCUGGUCCUGGAGAGACGGAAUCGACCCCAAGGGGACGCAAGCGCCUGAGGGCCGGUGAGAAGUGA